Protopterus annectens (West African lungfish) is the source of this 1541-nucleotide messenger RNA. Its product is annotated as spexin-like. The coding region runs from base 591 to 887 and encodes 98 amino acids. Gene Ontology annotation, molecular function: neuropeptide hormone activity. NCBI's taxonomy places the organism in Eukaryota, Metazoa, Chordata, Ceratodontiformes, Protopteridae. The record is from RefSeq and is a predicted model, not a curated record. The transcript has 5 exons.
AUAGGUUAGAUACAUUUAGUUACAUGUACCUAGUUAUGCCAGCACGGUUAAGAAAGAACCUUGCUGAAAGCUCCCUAGGGUAGUUUUGUUAGAAAUGUUACACGUUCUAGUGUCAGUUGUUUGUAAUAUAAGUGUUUUCUUACUGCACUGUGCUUUCUUCUUCAGGAUAAUAUCUGCUACCUUUCAGGAACAAAGGACCUAAAUAACCAAACAAAUUGAAUGUUGAACUAUUCUGAAACAAAUCAGGUUUAAAGCAAUUAAGUAUAUUACUGAAUACAUAAUUAAGUCUGACUUUUGCAGCUUUUAAAAAUCUGCACAUAAUAGCGAAUGCAUUCAGAAGUUCAGUAUUUUAUAUCUACUAUUUUAAGAGUCUAACAGCGGCACUUUGGCACAAGUACAGCAGGCACCUUUUGCACCACAGAGCUGGACAGCCUCAGUGAAUGAACAGUUCAAGGAAUGAAGUGUGUUUUUUUAUUUUCAGUCACUGAAAGUAAAGUAGCUGUAUGAAAGUGAGGGGGUGACACAAAAGUCCUUGAGGUUCAUUCUGAAAAGAGAAGAAACACGGGAAUUACAGACCGUACCUUUCUAAGAUGAAAACUAAACCAGCUCUUUCUUAUACUUGGGCUGUUUUCAUAAUCCUUCUUACAGUGGAAUCCUGGGCUGCACCAAAGAGUAAGGUUCUAGUGAGGAAUUGGGGCCCACAAUCAAUGCUCUACCUCAAAGGAAAAUAUGGCAGAAGAUAUGCAGCUGAAACUGAUGACGCAGUUUAUAAAAUUGACUUGGCAGACUGGAAUUUUUUUCUUAAAAGUGGGAACCUGGAUCUGAAGCAUCAAAUUCCAAUAAAGAGAAGCAGGAUUCCGAAAAGAGUGCAAUGCUUUGAAUACUGAAGAGUUCUAUCUCCAAGAGUCGAAGCAUUAAUAUGCACAUGGCACUUGAAGAGAAACAGCAUUAGAAAAAUCAUAAUGCCUGUAAGCUGUGCAGACCACAUGCUUGACUGUAAAUGAAGAUUGUUUAUCCCACCUAAUAUGUCCAAGCCACUGCCUGCUGGAUACUUUGCUAAUUCCAUAUAAGCAAUACAAUACAUUCUAUUGUCACUAGAACUGCUUUGUGUUUUGUUCCUUGCAUACUGAUUAAAAAUAUUGAUUUUGUAGUCAAAACAUCUACUAGAUAAGUAGGUUAUACCAGUCAUCUACUGCUCUAUGAAAAAAUACUUCCCUACAUAACCCCAGUUGUGUCUUUUCUCAGUAUUCAGAGUAUGAUAACUUGCUCUUAAUUCCUGCUUUUUCUGAAACAUACAGCAUGUUGCUGCACUGAUCAAUGCAAGUGCUAGCAUGUUUUCUUUUUUCUCACAGACUGAGCAAUUCUUCUUCUUUUACGUACAAUAACCAUAGUAAGGUCCUUUAGUAUGCUUUGUCUAAGUUUUGGUAUAGGCCCUGUAUCAUUUUAUUAGUUCAUAGACAAGCCAUAAGCUAGCUGCCAUUGCAGGCCCUUUCAUACCUCUCAACCCAGAAACAAAAAAAAUCUGGACAAAGGCCCAUGAA